GCGCAGACCGAGGCCAGGAGGCGGCUGGCGGCUGCGCGGUUGCGCGGGUGCGCGCUGGCGGCGGCGGCUCAGUCCGCGCGGCGCCCCCGCUGCGGCCCCAGCGGCCUGGGCUGCGGGAUCGGUGCGCAGCGAUGGCGCGGCCGCCCCGGCAGCUGCCGGGGGUCUGGGCGCCGCUGCUCCUGCUGCUGCUGGCCGGGCCCGCCGCCUGCGCCGCCAGCCCCGCAGACGACGGUGCGGGCCCAGGGAGCCGGGGACCCCGAGGCCGCGCGCGCGGAGACGUGGGCGCCGACGAGACGGUGCCGCGCCACGACUCCUCCUACGGCACCUUCGCUGGGGAGUUCUACGACCUGCGCUACCUGUCAGAGGAGGGUUACCCUUUUCCUACUGCUCCUCCUGUGGACCCAUUUGCCAAAAUCAAAGUGGAUGACUGUGGAAAAACUAAGGGAUGCUUUAGGUAUGGCAAACCAGGCUGUAACGCAGAGACCUGCGACUACUUCCUCAGCUACCGGAUGAUCGGGGCUGAUGUGGAGUUUGAGCUGAGUGCAGACACAGAUGGCUGGGUAGCAGUUGGAUUCUCUUCAGACAAGAAGAUGGGCGGUGAUGAUGUCAUGGCCUGCGUUCAUGAUGACAACGGCAGGGUCCGCAUUCAGCACUUCUACAAUGUAGGCCAGUGGGCGAAGGAGAUCCAGAGAAAUCCUGCCCGGGAUGAAGAAGGUGUCUUUGAGAACAAUCGCGUCACCUGCAGAUUUAAACGUCCAGUGAAUGUUCCCAGAGAUGAGACGAUUGUUGACCUGCACUUGAGUUGGUAUUACUUGUUUGCCUGGGGUCCAGCCAUUCAGGGCUCCAUCACCCGACAUGACAUAGACUCACCACCAGCUUCAGAACGUGUUGUCAGCAUUUACAAGUAUGAAGACAUUUUUAUGCCGUCAGCUGCCUACCAGACCUUCUCCUCCCCGUUCUGUUUGCUUCUCAUUGUUGCCCUGACCUUCUACUUACUGAUGGGAACCCCUUAACCACAGCUGCAGCCAACAGAGCAAUGGAG
Molecule: messenger RNA, 1042 nt
Organism: Ochotona curzoniae (black-lipped pika)
Lineage: Eukaryota; Metazoa; Chordata; Mammalia; Lagomorpha; Ochotonidae
Gene: FRRS1L
Product: ferric chelate reductase 1 like
Exons: 5
Coding region: 132-1013 (293 amino acids)
Biological process (GO): regulation of glutamate receptor signaling pathway
Source: RefSeq, a predicted model, not a curated record